CGAGACUUGGCGGGGAUAUUUUUGAGAACAAUAUGUCAUCAAUGAAAAUUAGGAUUUCAAAGGACGAGGGCAAUAAUGGUAGGAAAUCAGCAAGAACCCUUUAGUGUCCAUGAGAAUUUGGUCCGCACAUCUUCUCGUUUCUUUGACAAGGCUAUGGCGGGUAAAUGGAGGGAAUCUUUACAACGCACUGUCAAACUCCCAGACGAAGAACCGAACAUAUUUACGCUGUACCUGCACUGGCUCUAUUAUGGUGCACUUCCUGUGUAUUGCGACAAACCAGGUCUCGCAGGGAAUUCUGAAUACCUUGAGCUGGCCAAGGCCUAUGUCCUGGGCGAUAAAUUGCUAGAUUCCAAAUUCCAAGACACGGUCAUUGACGCCAUUAUCGAGAAAAGCCUCUCAAAAGCAAAAGAUGGGGCUUCUUGGUACCCUGUUGGCGAAGUGAUAGAGUAUGUAUACUGCAAUACACAUGAGUCCGCUCCAAUUCGCGAAUUACUUGUGGAUAUGUACGUUUAUUACGGAUACAGCGAUUGGCUCCGAGACUAUAAUGAACCAGAAAAUGUUCCGCAACCUUUUCUCUUGAAGCUCGCUUCGAAAUUAUUGGAUCGGCGAGUUAAGUCUGGAGUCUCCCUGGAAGCUGAAAGGUACCAUAGUCAUGGCUCGAAUGAAUGAAAUGUUCCUAAUGAUUUGUCAAGUUUGAUGAAGGAGGACUCUAAAGUUACGGGGCGUCCGAGAUAUCUCGGGUUGAAAUUUCAAGACUUGUAUCACUACAGUUAUGUAUUAUACAAGCAAACAUUCAGUAGUAUUAAUAUCCCGGGUCUUCGCUAUAGUAGUUAAUGUCUUCUGGCUAGGGUUUAAGAAGAAUCGAAGUAUGUAUACAAAACUGGUG
This is a messenger RNA of Aspergillus wentii DTO 134E9, 886 nucleotides long. Its product is annotated as BTB/POZ domain-containing protein. Lineage: Eukaryota; Fungi; Ascomycota; Eurotiomycetes; Eurotiales; Aspergillaceae. The record is from RefSeq and is a predicted model, not a curated record. The transcript has 2 exons. Bases 76 to 669 code for a protein of 197 amino acids. Gene Ontology annotation, molecular function: protein binding.